AUGCUUGAUCCUUUAGAGGUUCACAUGCUCGACUUUCCUAAUAUCUCUAUUCGUCCAUCGGAACUCCAACUUCCUUUCCAAGAUGCAAUGAAGAUUGAAAAGCUGGCAGACACCAUUCUCAAGGCCACAGAGCCUAAGAUGUUGUUGUACAAUCUGUACGACGAUUGGCUGAUAGACAACAAGACCGAGCCAGGAACAGCCUUUUCAAGACUGAUUCUUAUUCUCAGAGCACUUCACGUUAACCAAGAAAAGGCUAAACUCAUUCUUCGACCGGAUAGAAGCGUUCUUACGGAAGAACAUCAUCUGUGGCCAUCGUUUACAACUGAGCAGUGGAUUAAUGUCGAAAACCAACUCAGCGAUCUUAUUCUCAACGACUACGGAAAGAAGAAUAACGUCAAUGUUGCUUCAUUGACUCAACACGAAAUUCGAGACCUGAUUCUCGGUCAGGAAAUCAAAGCUCCUUCAUUGAAACGUCAAGAAAUGGCCGAUAUCGACCAGCAACGUCAAGACCAACAAUCUCAACUUACUGCUCUUAAAACCAAGACUCAAAAUGUGCAUGGAGACGAGAUGGUGGUUGUCACUACCAGUAAUUAUGAACAGGAAAGCUUCUCAUCCAAGACAGACUGGCGUAAUCGUGCUAUUGCAAGCACCAGCAUCAAUCUCCGAACAAAGCAUAUCUAUGUUUCAUCAGAAGAUAUUCGUGAUGAUUCUCAGAAUUAUACUUAUAUUCUGCCCAAGAAUAUUCUGAAAAAGUUUACCCAAAUUUCCGAUCUUCGUGCUCAAGUCGGCGGUUUCUUAUACGGCGUGUCUCCUCCAGAUAACCCACAAAUCAAGGAAAUCCGGGUCAUUGCUCUUGUCCCUCAAGUCGGUAAUGCCAACUCGGUACAGCUGCCUCUUAAGCUUCCUUCCACUGGUGGUUCUGAGCCUCUUUUGAAGGGCCUUGAGCCACUUGGAUGGAUUCAUACCCAAGCUCAAGAGACUCCUGUGUUGAGUGCCAUUGAUGUAACCACUCAAGCAAAGAUUAUGGAUGCCAACUCUGGGGCUGCUGGUGGCUGGGAUUCAAAUGCUAUUACUAUGACUGUUUCAUUUACUCCUGGUUCAGUCACCCUGUCUGCCUUUUCACUCAAGCCUGAAGGGUAUGAAUGGGGCAGCCGUAAUAGAGACAUCGCUGCAAUCAAUCCCCUCGGUUACUCCACGAAGUUUGGCGAGAAAUGCCAGCUUCUUUUGUCGGAUAGAAUCAACGGCUACUUCUUGGUCCCUGAAGACAGCGUCUGGAAUUAUGCCUUCAUGGGAGCUGCUUGGAGUGCCAACGCCGCUUAUGAACUCAAGAUUGACGUUCCUCUUCCAUACUACCACGAACUUCACAGACCUAUCCACUUCACAUCUUUUAACGACCUUGAGGACAACGUCAUCGAGCUCGAUAAACAGGACGUAUUUGCAUAA
Sugiyamaella lignohabitans is the source of this 1443-nucleotide messenger RNA. RefSeq names its product U4/U6-U5 snRNP complex component PRP8 (gene PRP8). The record is from RefSeq and is a predicted model, not a curated record. The transcript has a single exon. Gene Ontology annotation, biological process: spliceosomal tri-snRNP complex assembly; mRNA splicing, via spliceosome. Gene Ontology annotation, molecular function: pre-mRNA intronic binding; U5 snRNA binding; protein binding. Lineage: Eukaryota; Fungi; Ascomycota; Dipodascomycetes; Dipodascales; Trichomonascaceae. Gene Ontology annotation, cellular component: catalytic step 2 spliceosome; U5 snRNP. Bases 1 to 1443 code for a protein of 480 amino acids.